GAACUCUCUGUUAAAAGAUAUAUUUCAAUUACAAAUGACUGACUCCAAGAAAAAGACCGUCGAAUCCGCCACCACCAACGGCACAGCUCCAAGCUCGUCCGCAUCCCUAAAAAAGGACACUCCUAAGAAAGACCUCAAAGACAAAGACCCCAAAUCUAUCGCAAACAUCCCGACUUUUGUGCCUGCAUCAUUAGUUCCAGUCCAACCUGCCCCCUUGAGCUCCAAGGACAAAUCCACAAAAAGAAUGAUAGUGGUAUUAUCACACGCUUGCUUGGAAACACACAAAGUGAGCUCUGGAGGUGCUGGUGGUGAUAAGUUUGCGUUGUUGAACUGCGAUGACCAUCAAGGAUUAUUGAAAAAAAUGGGAAGAGAUAUAGCUGAAGCCAGACCAGAUAUAACCCAUCAGUGUUUAUUGACGUUAUUGGACUCGCCUAUAAACAAAGCUGGUAAGUUGCAGGUUUACAUUCAAACUGCUAGAGGAGUGCUAAUCGAGGUGAAUCCAUCGGUGAGAAUCCCAAGAACUUUCAAAAGAUUCAGUGGGUUAAUGGUACAACUCUUACACAAAUUGAGUAUCAGAUCCGUCAACUCAGAAGAGAAGUUGUUGAAGGUGAUCAAGAACCCUAUUACUGAUCACUUGCCAACCAAGUGCAGAAAAGUCACUUUAUCUUUCGAUGCUAAAGUGGUGAGAGUGCAAGAUUAUGUGAGCACAUUGGAUGACGAUGAAAGUAUUUGUGUGUUUGUGGGUGCUAUGGCCAGAGGGAAAGAUAGUUUCGCCGACGAGUUUGUAGACGAGAAGAUCGGGAUCUCCGACUACCCAUUAUCUGCUUCUGUUGCAUGUUCGAAGUUCUGUCACGGUAGUGAAGACGUAUGGGGCAUUUACUAAUUGCAUCCACCGAAGCCUGUUUAUAUUGUUAAUAACGACUUGUAACAAUUCUUUUAUAUUAGUGCAUCACACUUCUAGUUCCUAUUAAACGUUUAAAUAAUUAUACAAAAUAUUAUGAACAGUCCAUGUCCAUAAAGGUUCAUGAGUCCAUAAAGGUUCAUGAGUCCAUAAAGGUUCAUGAGUCCAUAAAGGUUCAUGAGUCCAUAAAGGUUCAUGAGUCCAUAAAGGUUCAUGAGUCCAUAACACCCUCUUUGAGUAACACCUUUUCGAUCUCCUUGAACAAAGUAUUAGAAGUCACCCUUGAACCCUUCACUCUCGCACACACAAUCUCGGACUUCUGGUUGAAUUCCCUUGUGUUGAUUUUGAUUCUGAACUUACAACUCUUCAAGUUGAAAGCGUUGUGCUUGGAGAUUCCUCCACUGAUGAUGUAGGCAUAAUGAUCAUUCUUCAAGUUCUUCAAUCCGAAGUUCGACCAACUGUUCAACAAAGCAAACAACGCCUGUGACAUUUCUUGCUUUGGCAAGAUGGUAUUGAAUCUCUUGAUUUCAGCUUCGGUGCCUUCAUCAGAAGAUGACGAUGAGAACCAUUUGAAGAAAGAGUUUGAUCUUUGAGCAGGUUUCUUUUCUUCAAACGAAUCAGCUGGAGAUGGCAAUUGGGGGUUGGUUACAUCAUCAAAAGUCUUUCUGGUGCCCCAAGACAACUUUCUGAAGAUUGACUUAUUCUUUUUCUGAUCUGGCUUAUUGGUGGUGUCUUCCAACGGUUUGGACUUGGAAAAGUCACCAGGAUAAGUCAGUUUCUUGGUGGUGUUGACAGGCUUGGUGGAUGCAUAAGGUCUUGGUUUUUCAACCGCCUUGGUGGCAUGGUUAUCAAAGUUUGGAAUUAACAUUGACUCAGCACUAGGUAACAUUGACUUGGUCUUCUGUCUUGGUUGUGGCUGUUUUCCACCAUUGGUAUGUCUCUUUUCGCCAUUGGUUGGUGGUAAUUUGAUAUUAUCAAACACCUUGUCAUCUGCCUGGCCAUCGAAUUCAUCGUUCUCGUUCUCAUCGUCGUAGUCAUCGUCACGAUCCAAUAAACCGCCAUAAUAAUCGUCCAGAUCAUCCUUCUGCUUGCUUCUUCUCCUAUCAGCCUUGGUAGAAAACGUCUCAUCGGGGUAGUCGGUGUCAGGCUUGUUAGACUUGGGCUUGUGGUUGGCAGGAGGUAAGUUUGGUAACUGAGAUAACGGUCUGUUGCUUUGAGCUUUGGAGUAUCUCUUGAC
Molecule: messenger RNA, 2138 nt
Organism: Yamadazyma tenuis ATCC 10573
Lineage: Eukaryota; Fungi; Ascomycota; Pichiomycetes; Serinales; Debaryomycetaceae
Source: RefSeq, a predicted model, not a curated record